Molecule: messenger RNA, 375 nt
Organism: Babesia microti strain RI
Lineage: Eukaryota; Apicomplexa; Aconoidasida; Piroplasmida; Babesiidae
Product: 14 kDa phosphohistidine phosphatase
Exons: 2
Coding region: 1-375 (124 amino acids)
Biological process (GO): peptidyl-histidine dephosphorylation
Cellular component (GO): cytosol
Molecular function (GO): protein histidine phosphatase activity
Source: RefSeq, a predicted model, not a curated record
AUGAUCGAAUCAGAGGAUAAGUACUUAGAUCUGCCACUGGUGGUUAUUGACGAGGGUACUUUCAAAUAUGUGCUUCUAUCACUAUGUCCCUCAAAUACAUCCUCCGGUGGUGAUCCAGUCUAUUUUAUAAGGGGAGACUCUUCAUGUGAAUACCACGUAGAAGUGAUUGGCCAUCUGCACCAGCGGCUGGUCAAAAUGGGUUGUGAUCCUAAAAUUUGCGGGGGAGGUAGGAUUUUCCACCAGGCGAUUACGAAGGAAAUCAACAUCUACGGCUACUCUGUACAAUAUGGGCAAGCAGAUCACUCAAUCACAGCGAGAAUUUUGGAGAAUAUGCUACCAGACUAUAAAAUUACAUGUUCAAAUGAAGGCUAUUGA